Polychytrium aggregatum is the source of this 1122-nucleotide messenger RNA. RefSeq lists its product as uncharacterized. The transcript has a single exon. The record is from RefSeq and is a predicted model, not a curated record. The annotation marks the transcript as partial. NCBI's taxonomy places the organism in Eukaryota, Fungi, Chytridiomycota, Chytridiomycetes, Polychytriales.
AGGCGGGCAGACCCAGGCGCCCUUGCCGUGGCGGCGGAGCCAGCCAGGGCCCUUGUCCACGGCCACCAACCGGGAGUGGUCCAGAUUGCAGCCGCGGAGAUAGCGGUCUCGGUGGCUGCUCUCGCUGGCGGCGAGGACGCUCUCGCUGCCGGCCGCUGCGCUGCGUCGCCGGAGUGCGAGUGUGCCAGCAUGCGCUGUCUCUGUGCGAGGACCGACUGUGGCCACGGAAUCCCGACGCGCACGCGCGUUGGCACAGAACCGCCACAGAGCGAUAGAACAGCGACAGGGCACAGCGGCUGUGUGCUGUUUGUCGGGCAUCUGUCCUCACAGCAAUUCCGGCCCUUGCUCCACCUUGCUCUGCCUUGCUGCUGCUGGACACUUGUACACAGGCUGCGCAUCGAUCGGGCGACACAGAAUGUGCGUGCCCGCCUUGCUCGCGCUGCCACGGCGCCGCCGACGCGCAAUCUCGGCCUUUCCUUGUCGCAAAAAAAAGACGAGGCUUGUGUCGCUGCUCGGCCUCUCCUCGCCUCUCCUCGCCUCUCCUCGCCUCUCCUCGCCUCUCCAUUCGCUCCUCGGUAUCCCCUCUCGUUGUGCCCUCGCUGCGUCGCUGGGCCGGCGCCUCUCGCUCGGCGCCUCUCGCCGCCCCUCGCCGCCUCUCGCCGCUCCGCUCUCGCCCUCGCUGUCGGGCCUCAAAAACCUCGCGGCUCCCUCCCCGUUUCCGUUUCUGCCUCUGCCAGAACCACCGAGUCCUCUGUUUUGUUGUCGUCUGCGGCCCGGUGCUGCCCCACAUCCGCCUUUGCUUGUCGUCAUCCCGUCGCCUCUGUCGACAUUUCUGCUGGAGCAUUCCUCGCAGCCCCCUCCUGACCUGUGCCUAAGCGCUUCCAGUAGUGCUUUCCAACCUCCCAGCCUUUGUGCCCACCUUUCAGAGCAGCCUCGCGAAAUCGUAUUUUUCCUUUGCCUUCAUUGCUCUCCACAGAAGCUUCGCCAUCUCCCAGACCGUCCCGAACACCCCAGCAGCUGUCUUAUUUGUUCCCCCAUAUCCCACCCUUACAUUGUCCUCAGUAUGUCCAAACCGAUACACUAAUUCCAGAGAAUCUUGGUGCAAUUUUCUCGCCCCGCCCA